Arachis duranensis is the source of this 2435-nucleotide messenger RNA. RefSeq lists its product as uncharacterized. The record is from RefSeq and is a predicted model, not a curated record. Lineage: Eukaryota; Viridiplantae; Streptophyta; Magnoliopsida; Fabales; Fabaceae. Bases 153 to 518 code for a protein of 121 amino acids. The transcript has 3 exons.
UGAAAUAUAGGAGUAGUCUUAGAAAGACGAUUGGGUCAGCAUACAUGAACCGUGUUAAUUAUUGUUCGUUUUAAUUUAAAUCUCAUCUUGUCAUCACUGCAAUUAAGUGAGUUGAUGAGAGCAAAAUUCGAAACAGAAAACCCCAUCAAAAAAUGAAGAAUCCUUGGAAGUUAUUGAAGUUACUACCAAUUCUAGUCAUCAAACAAUUCUUCAUCUCUAAAGCUCCAUUUUUUGUUUUAGGUUUGUUGGUAAGCUACGACUUCACGGAGAAUUGGGCAAAUUCUCUGAUGAUGGAUUACCUUUCAUAUUCUCUGAAGAGUGAUAGAAUAACUGCCAUAAUUACAAAUCUACAAGAUGGUGUAUCAGAUAUAUUUGUUAUUUUUUUCUCUUCGGUCUCUGAAGCCUCCACUGGUAGCUUCACUAUGAUGGCUUUCUGUUCAUCUGGCACCAUCGUGAUUCAAAAUGUGCAUUUGGUUCUUUAUCAUGACUAUUGCUGCCUGCACCUUUUGAAGUUUUAGAAUUCUCUGAUUCUCCUUUGUGAUCUCCUCCACUGAGCCUGUUUGUGCCACUGUCACCACUAUACUUCUUCAAAUCUUCAACCAGUAGUCUAGAUCUGAACUCCAGAAACGCAGCACUUGGUAAUGGCUUUGUCAACACAUCAACUAGCUGGAAAGUUCUAGGGACAUGACUCACUUGAAUAAUCUUCUUAGUGAUAUAAUCGUGGACAAAAUGAAGAUCAGUCUCAAAAUGUUUUGACUUUGAAUAUAGAAUUAGAUUUGCAGCCAACAAUACAACACUUAAAUUAUCACAAUAAACUAAUGGAUCUGUUGAAAGUGUAGCUCCUAUUUCACUCAUAAAAUUCUUUAUUCAAAGCAACUCAGCCUCUAAGUCAGCCAUAGCCCUACACUUUGCUUCAGUACCGGACCAGGCAACAACACCUUGCUUCUUUGAACUCCACGAAAUUAGAUUACUCCCAAAAAAAAUAUAGAAGCCACCAGUGGAUGUCCUAUCAUCUGGGUCUCCUCCGCAAUCAGAAUCACUAUAGGCUUUAACUUGUUGAACAUUUGUUUUGUACAAGUGUAGACCAAAACCGAGUGUCUCAUGCAUAUCUUAGCACCCUUUUGAUUAGCUUCCCGUCUUCAUUUAACAGAUUUUGCAUAAACUGUAGGACCUUACCUACACAAUAAGUUAACUCCAGACGAGUGACAGUAAGAUAUUGUAAACUGCUCACCACUGAUCUAUAAAGUUUAGGGUCCUUGAAUGUUAAACCUCUAAAGAAAGAAAACUUAACCGAGGAGGGUAGAGGUGUAGGACAAGGCUUGUAGUGCUCUAUAUCUGCUUUCUUAAGCAGGUCCUUGGUAUAUUUUUCUUGUGACAAUACCAGACCACCACUAGCAGUCUUAGUAACCUAAACCCCAAGAAAAUAAUGAAGGUCACCCAUAUCUUUUAAAGUAGAUUUGACAUUCAGUUGUUGAAUCACUAGCGAAAUUACAUCAUCAGAGUCUCCAGUGAUGAUUAUAUCAUCAACAUAUACCAGGACAAACAAUGAAGAGCCAUUUUUGAACCUGUUAAAGACAGAGACAUCGAACUUUGUUGCAUUGAACCCAAGGUGCUGCAGGGCUGUGGACAACUUGUAAUACUGCGCUCUUGGUGCCUACUUCAAACCAUAGAGGGCCUUGGUGAACUUACACAUUAAACUGUCAUCACCAACUUCAUAACCCUUCAGCUACUUCAUGUAUAUAUCCUCAGCCAGGUCACCAUGCAGAAAUGCAUUAUUGACAUCAAGCUAUUUAAUUUUCUAAUUUAUGGACAAUGCCAAUGUGAGCACAAAUCAAAUUGAAGUAGAUUUUACCACUCGACUGUACAUUUCUAUAAAAUUAAAUCCUGGUCUCUGAGAGAAACCUUGAGCCACGAGAUGAGCCUUAUACUUUUGUAAGCUACCAGUCAAGUUAUAUUUAACCUGAAAGACCCAUCUACUACCCACUACUUCUCUGUCCUAAGGAAGGAGAACCCGUUUCCAGGUUUGGUUUUACAUGAGGGCAUUGUAUUCUGCAUCUAUUGUAGCCUUUCACUCAGGCAUGGACAAGGCAGCUCGGACUAUCUUUGGUUCAACACUAACAAGGAAGGAUCUGGGCUUAAGAACUCCAAUUUUUCUUCUUGUGGUCAUAGGAUGAACAUUUGAAACGAGUGGUGCUGGGACUGAGGGAUUGACGUUAGGAUUUUUGCUAGUAAAGAAUUUUAUAAAAAUAGUCGCGUUGUAGAUAUAGAUUCUAAACCAACAGAAAUCCCUUCGUGCAAACGUUUUGGUUGUCACAAAUAACAAACCCCUAAAUAAAUUAAUAACCGAGUAUUUAAACCUCGGGUCGUCUUCUCAAGGAAUUGCAGGGAGGUGUGUUCGUAUUAUUGGUUAUGAAAAAGUGUAUUUUGGGGUUGAG